AUGUAUCAAUCACGAAAAUUCUCCCAACAAAAAAUUAAAGACGCUGAUGAGAAGUAUCUGAAUGAUUUUUCGAAUGGAAGCACAUCUUCGAAAGAAUCAAAUAUUUCAGUGAACGUUUGGAAACUAGUUUCAAAGGUAAAGCUAGUUGAAAAACAAACUGAGACGAUGAAGAUGGCUGCAGAUGUUGAGAUAAAUUUUCUAGAUAAUCAGAUUUCUGAAUUGUCAAAACAUUCUGAUUUUCCGUCAUCUACCCUAGUUGCCAUUAUUGAUCAAUUGCAAUCAUCUUCCUCUGAAAAUGGCGAAAGUAUGCUUAAUAAUCAAGUGAUGGAGGAGCACUUACCCUUGAAUUCUAAUGUUGAGGGGGAGCAUUCUUUUGCGGGGGAGAAUAGAAGAAUUGAUGAUAAUGUCGAGGGGGAGCAACACGAUAAUGAAACUGUCGAGGGGGAACAAAACAUGUCGACUAACAAUCACGAUGAAAUUUGUCAUGAUCUAUAUGAUAAUGUUUCUGUUACAGUUUCUGAAAAUGACGAAUUGUUAGAAGAUGCUUCUUUAGAUUUUGAUCUAGCAUAUCCUCCAAUGGACAAACGGUUGUUUGUUGCAUAUUACCAUGAUGAGUCUUAUUGGUUCAUGUUUGCAGUUCUAGGGUCAGGAGUUUUAUUGGCCAAACCAGAUGAAGGUUCUUCAAAGAAAUAUCACAGAUCUAAGAAGGGUGAUAAGUCUACAGCUGAGCAAACUGUAAAUGAGCCUGUUGUCAAGAAAUCUUCAAAGAAACAACCUGAGGUGAUGGUGCAAGUUUCGAAAGAUGUUACAAAGGCUUUUGAAACUAAAGUUGUUGAACCAGUUAUCGAAAUUGUUCCUUCGAAAUCUAGUGUCCUCAAAAGACUGAAGAUGAAAGCUCGUGGUUCACGAAAGUCUCUAGAACGAUUUUUGAGUUUUUCUCCAUCUGUCACAUGCAAGCCUCAUGUCACUCGAAAAGGGGUUAUCAUUCGAGAAGUUCAAGCCCCAGUUUCUCCUUCAUCAAAGAAAAGAAUAGCUACAGAUAUGGCCAAGAAAAUUUCAAUGAAAAUCAAAAGGCGAAAGUUGGUUCUUCAAAAGACUUCGGUUAUACCACCCGAGGUUUCGUUAACCAAGUCAUCUCAUGAAGAGGUUCGAAUCUCAGACAUUAUUACACACGUAUCUGAUACGGAUGUAAAUGUCACUAUGGGUGAAGGUGAUUCGACUAAACAACCUCCCAUGAUAACUCAAGGUAUUAUUGAAACUUCUAGUGUCAAUACCCUUGUUUCCGUACCACCAUUUAUCAUUCCUACAAUUCCAGUCUCAUCUUCACCAACUUUUGAUCAUAUUAUCAAUCAACCCAUCACUUCAUUAUUCUCUUCACAAUCUACUGAUCCACUCAAAUCUGUUGGUGAUACCGAAACUGAUGAUGGAGGUUUUGGAGGUACUUUUGAUGAUCUUGAAUUUGAUCCAGAAGAAGAAGACACCCCAAAUCACAUGUUAAUGUUCGGGAAGCAUGUAACAGCCGGAUUUUAUCAGCAAUUCAAGAUUCUAAACAAGAAGCUUAACUCUAUUCUUCAAUCUCAAGCUGAUGUAGGGGGUAGGAAUUUUGUGUCUAGUAUUGAAGUGGAUGUGAUGUUGAAAGCACAAGAAGCUAGAUUGCUUAACAAUUUCACUGGCUUGUUUCAAGACUCUGAAUCUCGAAUUCAUGAGAAGGUGGAUUUUAAUGAUAAAAAUAAUGAGUUAAGAGUAAAGUCACAGUCUUCAACUUUUAAUGAGGAACUCAAAGAUCUUAAACAUGUUUCCAAACAACGUCAUGUGUUAUUUGUACAAGAUGUUAAAAAGGUUCGUGAAGACGUGAAUCUUAAAAUUCAAGAAGUUUGUGAAGAUAUGUCCAAAGAGAUCGCUAUUGUGCAGCGUGACUAUGCAUCUCUCAAUCAGAAUAUGGAUAUCAUUGCAGAAGCGGUGACAAAUUUUGUCAAGUUAUAUGAAGCUUUGUGUCCUCACAUUGCUCAAAUGGCUACUCAUGAAGUGAAAAGCUUAAAUGAAAUUACAACUUUGUUGAAUGACUUAAAAGCUUUAAUCUCGAAGCCUGGAUCAUCUCCUCUUACCAAACCAGAAUUUUUAUCACAAAAAUUCCUUUUGUUUGAAUAA
Molecule: messenger RNA, 2148 nt
Organism: Lactuca saligna
Lineage: Eukaryota; Viridiplantae; Streptophyta; Magnoliopsida; Asterales; Asteraceae
Source: the annotation of a GenBank genome assembly